This is a messenger RNA of Plasmodium relictum, 399 nucleotides long. Lineage: Eukaryota; Apicomplexa; Aconoidasida; Haemosporida; Plasmodiidae. The record is from the annotation of a RefSeq genome assembly.
AUGAAUAAUAUUAUAUUAUUAAAAAAAUCUCAUAGAGGUAAAAUAAGAGGAAUUUUUAAUUUAAAAUUUUUAAAUUUAUAUUGGGGUAUAAUUUCUUUAAAUUCUGGAUUUAUUACUAAAAAACAAUUAGAUACAUCAAUUUUUAUUAUAAAUAAAUUUGUAAAAAAAAUUGGAACAUAUAAUAUUUGUAUUAAAUGUAUAAAAUCUUUAACUAAAAAAUCUUUAAAAACUAGAAUGGGAUCAGGUAAGGGAUCGAUUGAAUUAUAUGUAGGUAUUGUUAAAAAAAAUAAAUUAUUAUUUGAAAUUAGUAAAAUAAUGUUUAAAACAAUUUAUUUAAUAACUAAAAUGUUAUCUUAUAAAUUGCCUUUUAAAUUACAAUUUAUAAAAAAAAUUUAUUAA